Molecule: messenger RNA, 2089 nt
Organism: Acomys russatus (golden spiny mouse)
Lineage: Eukaryota; Metazoa; Chordata; Mammalia; Rodentia; Muridae
Gene: Pitpnc1
Product: phosphatidylinositol transfer protein cytoplasmic 1
Exons: 9
Coding region: 844-1842 (332 amino acids)
Biological process (GO): phospholipid transport
Cellular component (GO): cytoplasm
Molecular function (GO): phosphatidylinositol transfer activity; phosphatidylinositol binding
Source: RefSeq, a predicted model, not a curated record
CCCGCACCCACCUCCCUGCCCCAGGCACACUGCAGCUCGGCGCGGACUCUCCAGUCGCGGCGAGGUAGCUGCAAACACACGGGCACGCACGGCGCUUGCAGAGCCGAGGGACUCGGGGGAGGGGACGGGCGCAAAGGCGCUGGCAGCUACCCGCCGAGGUUGAAGACACCCGGGGCCCAGAGCUGGGCAGAGCCUUGGCGGCCGCGGCUUCCCUUUUCUCUCUCAGCUGAGCUCGGGAGAGACUCGGGGACUGGCCCUAAAAAAAGAGCAGGAAAUCUUGUUUACCGCCCGGGGAGAGGAGCCCAUCGAGCCUUUGUUUGGAAAGUCAGCAUCGCCGGCUCCGGUGGCAAUGUGUUCCUGGUGACAUUAGCCCAGGGUGGACAGGUCGGAGGAAAGGGGGGGCAGCUCGCCAGGUUCAGCUCUGCUUUCGGAGGAGGAUCGAGAGGGUGACUUUUGUGCAUUUGUUUGAAUUUGUGGAAAUCUCUUUGCCACCCACUUUCUUGCCUAUCUCGCGCGCCGCCGGGCAUGUCCUGAUCUGGUGGCCGCGCCUACCAGCCAGGAGCUGCUGAUUCGAGCUGUCUUCUGCGGGUCUCCCUCCCUCAGUCCCUGACUUUGCAAUACCCGGAGGGCUGAUCUCUGCGAGGAAGGAGGCAGGGGAGUCUCAGACGCCGGGACCCGAAGCUUGACAUGCUCCAGGGCGGUCCGGAGGCAGCCAGGAGCUGAGCGCACCGCCAGGACUGCUUCGUUUGCCGGCUCCCAGCGCCUUUGCCCUCCGCUGGGCGACAGCCUUGCUCAUCUGCUGGGACGCCCCCUUCUUUCCUGGGGUCCGCGGCCGGCAGGACCAUGCUGCUGAAGGAGUACCGAAUCUGUAUGCCGCUCACCGUGGACGAGUACAAGAUCGGACAGCUGUAUAUGAUCAGCAAACACAGCCAUGAGCAGAGUGACCGGGGAGAAGGGGUAGAGGUCGUGCAGAAUGAGCCCUUUGAGGACCCUCACCAUGGCAACGGGCAGUUCACCGAGAAGCGGGUCUAUCUCAACAGCAAACUGCCUAGUUGGGCUAGAGCUGUCGUUCCCAAAAUAUUUUAUGUGACCGAGAAGGCAUGGAAUUAUUACCCAUACACGAUCACAGAAUACACAUGUUCCUUUCUGCCGAAAUUCUCCAUCCACAUAGAAACCAAGUACGAAGACAACAAAGGAAGCAACGAUAGCAUUUUUGACAAUGAAGCCAAAGAGCUGGAGAGAGAAGUGUGCUUUAUCGACAUUGCCUGUGAUGAGAUUCCAGAGCGCUACUACAAAGAAUCCGAGGAUCCUAAACAUUUCAAGUCUGAGAAGACAGGCCGAGGGCAGCUCAGAGAAGGCUGGCGAGAUAACCAUCAGCCCAUCAUGUGCUCGUACAAGCUGGUGACCGUCAAGUUUGAGGUGUGGGGCUUUCAGACACGAGUGGAACAGUUUGUGCACAAGGUGGUCCGAGACAUCUUGCUGAUUGGACACAGACAGGCCUUCGCGUGGGUUGAUGAGUGGUACGACAUGACAAUGGAUGAAGUGCGGGAAUUCGAAAGAGCCACUCAGGAAGCCACCAACAAGAAAAUCGGCGUUUUCCCACCCGCCAUUUCGAUCUCCAGUAUCGCCCUGCUGCCACCUUCGGUGCGCAGCGCCCCCUCCAGCGCCCCCUCCACCCCUCUCUCCACAGAUGCCCCAGAAUUUCUGUCCAUUCCCAAAGACCGGCCCCGGAAAAAAUCUGCCCCAGAGACGCUCACACUUCCGGAUCCAGAGAAAAAAGCCACCCUGAAUUUACCUGGCGUCCACUCCUCUGAAAAGCCAUGUCGGCCCAAAUCAGAGUAACUUCACGUGAACCUCCUAUUGGGUCUUAUAUUUUCAUUUGAGGCUUUUUUUUUUUUUUUUUAAUUUUAAGAAUCCUCUGAUAGAGGAAAAGACUGCCUCUUUAUUCAGAUGUGUUCCUUGAUCUCGGAUUGUGCAUGUGGUUUAAAUAAUUUACAAGAUAGCAAGAAUCCCUACGCGUGCCACACAGCAUCAUAGUGAAUGUGAGACAGAAGUCUUAGACUGAAACAGCAGAGGCUGAGGACGGAGC